AUGGCUGAGAUCGACCCAGGAUGGGAUAAAGAAGAAGACCGCACGGACGGGCUGUCAUAUCUUGAAAUUCAGCCUGAGCAGCGGGCAGCAAUAGAACGCAUAUUCCAGCAAUUGCUUCCUGAAUCUACAUUUGGGCUGGAUGAAAUGCAGGAAAGGAUGGGUAUGCAGCCUGCAGUUCCCAACCCAGAGGAGUCUGUCGUCGACCCCCGCGUUCUUCAUACCCCCGGCGCUGCUGUUCCCUCCCCAAAGAAGUCUUUCGUCAACCCGCACAAUCUACAUCACGCUGGCCCUGCUGACCACUACACAAUGGAGUCAUUCAUUGACCCUGGCGUUCUUCAUUCCCCUGGUCUCACCUAUGAUACCAACGGCCAUUCCACGCCGAACUCUUCAGAGGACGCGCCUCAUGAACCUGAUGGUGAAGUAUCGAUGCUGCCGUUGGUAACUGAAAGCCAGCAAGGAGCUGAAGAUGUGCCAGAGCAACACGGUGGCUGCACAAAGGGACGAGAGGACGGAUAUAAAGCUGGACAAGAGGCCACCUAA
Pseudomassariella vexata is the source of this 540-nucleotide messenger RNA. RefSeq lists its product as uncharacterized. Bases 1 to 540 code for a protein of 179 amino acids. The record is from RefSeq and is a predicted model, not a curated record. Lineage: Eukaryota; Fungi; Ascomycota; Sordariomycetes; Amphisphaeriales; Pseudomassariaceae. The transcript is spliced from 3 exons.